AAACUCAACUGCGCUUUGACUGCGCUUUUCUCGAGCCCGGUCAGAACUCAGGUGUGUUUCUUUGUACAUUGAAUCGAUAAACUGCUCUUCCGCAUAUAAUAUCUGGGACUCUUGUGCGCUGCUUCCCUCCUCGUUUCCAUUUCGUACAAGGUCUUGGUCGCGCUAAUUCAAGUUAUCUUCGAAGGUAAAUGGGCUUUUCCCAAGGAUCCCUUUUCUUCCAUCGACCAUGGUCAUUGAUGUAUCCCGCAUAAAGACAAUGUCUUUUCCGCCCUUACCUACGAUCCCCCAAGACAUAUAUAUGGAUGUUGUCACGCAUCGAUCGCUGCAAAGGCCAGCAGAGCCUUCAGACCAUGGGGAUACUGAACGCCUGUCUCUGCUCGGGGAACACGCGAUGAGAAUGGUGGUCGCUCACUACAUAUUCUCCCGGUAUCCCUCCCUCACAGCAGACGGCAUGAAACAGAAGCAAGAGGAAACACUUUCCAAUCACAAUUACAGAACCUGGGUAAACCAUUACACACAACAAUACAAACUGAGGCUACUUGCGGCCCCCGGUACAGAUCCUUUAACAAAUGACGAGGAAAUGAUCCAAUUUUUUCAUACUUAUGUGGGUGCCGUUUAUCAUAAGAAUGGACUAAAAGAUGUCAUAUCGUGGAUUUGGGGAUUACUCGAGCCAUACGACCCUGCGGUAAACGUGGAUACUCCAAGUCAAGAUGGUGGUGAUUCAUCCACAAAUGCUCAACCUCCAUCUUAUCAAAGUCAACAACAGUACACACCACCCUUCCAACCACACCAGCCACAUCCUGGACCUGCCCCGUUUUUCCAGCCACAUCAGUCACCUCCUGUAUCCUCCCCGUUUUUCCAACCACACCAGUCACCUCCUGGAUCCUCUCCACUCUUCCAACCACAUCAGUCACACCCUGGACCAUCUCCACCCACCGAACCUGCUCCUCCCCUUCCCAACGGUGUCCCAACUUUCUUGCCCAACGGUGUCUCCUCCCUGAUCACCCUUGGUGUCGUGAAUCAGACAGCUGUACAGCGAGGUCUUGUGAUCACUUAUGAACCCGAAGCCGUUGGACUUGCACAUUCCCCAAUAUGGACAGUCAGAUGCAUGAUUAACGGUGCUGAACGUGGACGCGGGCAAGGGAAAAAUCAAAAGGUUGCAAAAGAAGAGGCUGCCAGACAAGCCUGGGUAAACAUGGGUUGGUGAUCUUUCUUUUGAAUCUCUUCUGAUUAUAUUCGG
Messenger RNA from Marasmius oreades (fairy-ring Marasmius), 1240 nucleotides. RefSeq lists its product as uncharacterized. Gene Ontology annotation, molecular function: ribonuclease III activity. The record is from RefSeq and is a predicted model, not a curated record. The transcript is spliced from 6 exons. NCBI's taxonomy places the organism in Eukaryota, Fungi, Basidiomycota, Agaricomycetes, Agaricales, Marasmiaceae. Gene Ontology annotation, biological process: RNA processing. Bases 227 to 1207 code for a protein of 326 amino acids.